This is a messenger RNA of Frankliniella occidentalis (western flower thrips), 804 nucleotides long. Its product is annotated as EEF1A lysine methyltransferase 1. Bases 30 to 707 code for a protein of 225 amino acids. The transcript has 4 exons. Gene Ontology annotation, biological process: methylation. Gene Ontology annotation, molecular function: nucleic acid binding; protein-lysine N-methyltransferase activity. NCBI's taxonomy places the organism in Eukaryota, Metazoa, Arthropoda, Insecta, Thysanoptera, Thripidae. The record is from RefSeq and is a predicted model, not a curated record.
UCCUGCUCUUCUUCUUUGAGUCCAGAAACAUGGCCGACUCCGACACAGAGGAUGUGCCGACGCUGCCGGCGGAUACCCUCGCUAUUUUACAGCAAUUUCAGCUGGAGCAGCAGGAGAAAUUAAAGAAACUUGAAGAGACCGUGCAAAAUCCGUCCGGUGAAAAGGGUGACAUUGAGAUAGAAGAAGAUUGGCAACUAAGUCAAUUUUGGUAUGAUGAUGCCACAGCAAAUGCGUUAGCAGAAGAAGCUCUUCGCUGUGUUGAAAAUAAAGGGCGUAUUGCUUUAAUUUCCUGCCCUACUCUGUACAGGCCGCUCGUUAAAUUGAAAAGUGCAGAAUGUGUUGUAAAAUUGCUUGAGUUUGAUAAGCGAUUUUCUGUGUAUGGGGACAAUUUUGUAUUUUACGAUUACAAUUCUCCUUUGGAGCUUCCAGCGGAUCUGUCUAAAUCCUUUGAUUUAGUUAUUGCGGAUCCCCCUUUCCUUUCAGAGGAAUGCCUCUCCAAGGUGGCUAUUACUAUUGAACUUCUUAAAAAGGAAAAAGUCAUCUUAUGCACUGGUGCUGUUAUGCAAAAGCUUGCUGAGGAUCUUCUCCAGUUAAAAAAGAGCAAAUUUACACCUCAUCACAAGAACAAUUUAGGCAAUGAAUUCAGCUGCUACUCUAACUAUGAUAUGGACAGCUCUAUGAAUGUGCAGGCCACAGCACAGCCUUAAAUAUAACUUUCUCUGUAAGAUGAAUGAAAUGAAAUUAAAUGUACUAUUUUCUACCAUGAAAGAUUUUUUAUUAAAAGUAAGACAUCCAGAGAAACAG